This is a messenger RNA of Wasmannia auropunctata (little fire ant), 896 nucleotides long. RefSeq names its product odorant receptor 13a-like. NCBI's taxonomy places the organism in Eukaryota, Metazoa, Arthropoda, Insecta, Hymenoptera, Formicidae. The coding region runs from base 1 to 879 and encodes 292 amino acids. The record is from RefSeq and is a predicted model, not a curated record. Gene Ontology annotation, molecular function: odorant binding; olfactory receptor activity. The transcript is spliced from 5 exons. Gene Ontology annotation, cellular component: plasma membrane. Gene Ontology annotation, biological process: detection of chemical stimulus involved in sensory perception of smell; sensory perception of smell.
AUGGCCAAAGACUGGAAGGAAUGCAAUAUUUCGGAUGGAUACACGAUGGCCAGAAUAGCUUAUGUAUGUCGUUGGGUCUGCAACAUCAUAAUCUGCUCGCACAUGACGUCAGCAUUCUUCUACGCAGCAGGCACAUUAAUGAAGAUGAAAAACGAAAAUCAAACUGAAGCUCGAGAGCUCCUUGUUAAGAUGGAAAUACCUUUCGCGAUUGAGAGCACAUCGGUACAUGUAGCUGUGUUUAUUAUACAAUUUAUUCAUCUAUUGAUUGCGGCUGCUGUGCUGGGCGUAAUGAAUUCUUUGCUGAUAAUAUUGGUUGUUCACGUGUGCGGACAGAUUGAUAUAAUGCGGCUGAAAUUGAGUGAAAUUACGCAGAAGAACAUCGAGCGGAAGAACAUCAGGCAUAGUGUGCGCGAGAACGUCGUGAAAACUCUGAUCGUUCAGCACCAGCAGAUUAUCACCUUCUCCAAGAACAUCGAGGCUCUCUACUCGAAUAUCGCGCUGAUACAAUUUGGAACGAACACUCUGGUUAUCUGCUGUUUAGGAUUUAUUAUCAUGAUCUCUAUCAGUGUCCCGGGCGGAUCGAUAAUGUUAGUAAAAUCCGUGUUCUUCUACAUUGUUAUGAGCUUGGAGGCAUUUGUAUAUUGUUUUGUCGGAGAACAUCUCAGAACAAAAAGCAAAAUGAUCGGCGACGCGGCGUACGAAUCGCUUUGGUACGAACUGAGCCCGAGUCAAAAUCAAGAUAUCCAGAUCAUAAUCGUAAGAUCUCAAAAACACUUGACGCUCACGAUAGGAAAAGUCGCGGAACUCUCCUUGAAGCAAUUUGCCAACAUCAUAAAAGCUUCGGCGUCAUACGUGUCGGUGUUGCACGCGAUGUAUUGAGGCCUAAAUAUGUACUU